AUGAGGAGCCUAUAUAACAACCGUGAGGGUCGCCGCCGUCUUAUGGGAGCAGGCUAUGACAGUGAUGAGGGCUUCAUGAUGAACUCCGUCGAUGAUGAGUCUCUGAUCAACUUCAUACGAGCUGUCAUCGCCUGUGGAGAGGAACUGCCGGGAGACUUACUCGAAAAAGCCGCUCAGAGUGUCCCGAAUGAGGAACUUGCUGGUCUCCUGAGCAAUCCGUGGGAAGCCAGCCUUGCGAAGGUAUUCGUAGAAUUGGACAAGAACUGUACAGGCGAACUAAGCGAAGGAGAAUUUUGUGACAGCAUGAUGGAUCUCCUGGAUGGCGAGUAUGAAUUGGGAUGGUUGUAUCGACUGUUCCUAUGGUUGGACAGUGACCAUCGAGGGUAUAUGGACCUCCACAUGUGCCUCAAGUAG
Perkinsus marinus ATCC 50983 is the source of this 414-nucleotide messenger RNA. RefSeq lists its product as hypothetical. Lineage: Eukaryota; Perkinsozoa; Perkinsida; Perkinsidae. The transcript has 4 exons. The record is from RefSeq and is a predicted model, not a curated record. The coding region runs from base 1 to 414 and encodes 137 amino acids. Gene Ontology annotation, molecular function: calcium ion binding.